GCUCCUUCCUUCCCGUCGUUGGCGUCCCUCUGCAUCAUCACCACCACCACCACCAGCAGUGGGACACGCCGCAAUGUCGUCUGGUCGCAAACGCACCGACCUCAUCGAGCGCACUCGCUACCCGAACCCUCUUCCUCUGCCUCCUUAUCCACCAAAGCUCCUCUCCAUCCCCACACCAGCAACACGAUACGCAGAUCCAACAUGGGCCAAUCGUCUCGCCCAAUCGGUGCCUCUACCCCUGGUAGUCGAUUCCGAGGGUGGAAUGCCCCUCGAUAUAAACGCUUUCCCCGAGCUGUGGGCUACAGAUGAGCGAGGAAGGCCCAUUCCCAUCGCGGAUGCUACUCUUCCGCCGCUGGAUGCCGCAGACCUCGACGCCGAGGAUGCCUGGCUGCUCAACCCAGAUCUCGUCAAUGCGCCCAUUCCCCCUCUAGCCACAGCUACGCCAUCAUCAUCCAGUAUCCUCGCCUCUUCGGGAGACACAGCCGCAAUAGCAAGUCGUGAUGGCACCCCCGACGUAAGCGCAAAGGACGUCGCAUGGCUACGUCGCACAGAGUAUCUCGGCGCAGACCGCAAAGCCAAAGCAGAAGCUGCUCUGCGCGCCUCGAAGCCCUCGUCCUCAGCCAACAAGGAGGUCACACCCGACGCAGAGGCGCAACGCAUUAAUGAGACCUUCAGCGCCAUCGAGUCACAGCCCUUGGGCGAUGCGUCGCUUCGUCAUCCCAACCCGGCGAAGCGCAAUCUCCAACCUGUAGAGGUUAUGGACCUCUACCCAGACUUCGACACUUGGGCAACAGAGAUGCAUGUAUUCAAGUUUGCGGAUCCACCGGGCAAGCACAACGACGAAGACUCGGCAGCAGCAGCAGCGGCAGCCGCGGCAACCUCUGCCACUCUACCACUUUCCAUCUUGCGACCACGCACCCAUCCCCUUACCCGACAAACGCACGUCUCCCUCUACGUGCCCUCAGCGGAGCCCAUCGACCUUCCACUCAAAGAAUUCGAUGAGCUCCUCCUCGCCGACCCCGAUGCGUUUGCAGACGAUGAAGAGCGAGAAUUCUUCUCCGACCAAGCAGGCCAGCUUGACGCUUCCGUUCGUCAGGGAGCCGUCGUCCGUCGCGAGGAGAUGCGCAGGCGAAGAGGCUGGGCGAGCCAGUUGCCUUUGGAGCCUACGGAUGAGCAGGAGGAAGAGGAGGAGGAGAGCGAGGAUAUGCGCGCUGCAAAAGAGGAGUAUGCCAGGAAGAGGGCGGAGUGCACGACCCCUUAUAGACAUCAGAGGGAUUAUGAUCCUGAGAGACAAGGAUUGGAGGAGGAUCUGGCAAGAUUGUUGGUGCUUAGCUUUGACAAGGGAGCCACAACCCAGCUUCCUCUCCUGGAGCGUGAAGCUAAAUACCUCGACUCGCCUGCUGCAUCCACCUCAUCAAGUACGGUAUACUACCACCCUAUCACCACACGUACCACACUCCGCGUCAAGCGACAACGUCGCCGAGGUGCUGCGAGCCAGGCGGAAGAGGACGAAGGUCAUUGGACCGACUUGGCGCUCACGCAUCGCGAUGUCACCGACAAGGAGUUGGUGAAGCGACUGCGCAAGAGGGUAGAGAUUGAGCACGGAGCGUUGAAGGAGGAGGAGUUGCCUGAGUUGAGUGAGAGUGAGAGCGAGGAGGAGGAGGAGGAGGAGGAGCCAGAGGAACACGAGGAGGUUGGCAAGGUAAACGGACAGAAGAGCGUUGCUGGAGAGGAUGGAGUGGUAGAUGCGGAUGCGGAUGAAGAGGAGGAAGAGGACGAUGUUGCAGCUGCAGCCCGUCGUGCCGCUAGAGCUCGAGCCGCCUUCUCUGAUGAUGAGGAUGACGAAGAGACAGGCGGCGAGACAAGUAGCAGCCAGAAGCCCAAGACUUCGGACGGAGCAGACAAGUCAGCGCAGCCGGCCGACGAAGAAGCCGAGGAAGAAGAGGAAGAAGAGGAGGAGGAGGAGGAGGAGGUAGACGCUCCCAAGAAGAAGCGCCCCGCAAAAUCGAAUCGCUCCGACUCUGGUUCUUCUGGCGAGGAGGACGAAGAUGAGGACGACGAGUCGCUGGAUGGAGACGACGAGCUUGCAGCUCUGCGCGAGGAGGCUGGUGGAGAGGAGGUUGAUGCUGCGGAAGAUGAAGGGGAGGAGGGAGGUAGAUCGAGGAGGUCCAGGAGGGCAGCAGCUGUCGCACCGGCAGCGCCUACUGAUGGGGAAGGAGACGCUGGUGGGGAUGACGAUGAUGAGAUGGACGAUUGAGUCCAGGAUCGCAAUGCAAAGCAUCAUUCAAUGAACCAG
Messenger RNA from Jaminaea rosea, 2296 nucleotides. RefSeq lists its product as hypothetical. Lineage: Eukaryota; Fungi; Basidiomycota; Exobasidiomycetes; Microstromatales. The record is from RefSeq and is a predicted model, not a curated record. The transcript has a single exon. Gene Ontology annotation, molecular function: RNA polymerase II complex binding; chromatin binding. Gene Ontology annotation, biological process: transcription elongation by RNA polymerase II. Bases 74 to 2257 code for a protein of 727 amino acids. Gene Ontology annotation, cellular component: Cdc73/Paf1 complex.